AUGGCGCCGACGAUAGCGUCCCGGGUCGAGCGGCGAUGGCGCUCCAGCCCGGGGGUUGUCAAAGCGUUCAUCGAGCAGCGCGACGUCCGAGCGGUCGACAACGCGGCGGCCGCGCGGGCGCCCGUCGGCGCCUCCGCAUUCGAGGGAAAUGUCGUGGGAACUCGGCGCGAGAGGCUCGACGACGAGGACGUCGAGAUACUGGCGCGCAGAGCGACGGAGGUCGUCCCGGACAUCUCCGCGCUCGUGAGCGUCACGACGGUGGUCAAAGUCAAGGAGUGCGUCCGGCGAUGGCGCGCCAGGGUUCGGUCCUCGCUUCCCACCCCGGAGCGCAAGACGGUCACGCGCAUGGCCCGAACGCGCGAGGACGACGCCACGGUGACGCUGUGCGAAGAGACGGUGGCGCGCGCGAUGAAGGAUCCCGCCGCGGUGCGAUGCCCGCACCUGCUCGCCGCCGACGACGACACCGGCGGGUUCUGGCGUUCCGACGACGACGGCGCGCGGUUCGUCAAGCCGCGCUCGGUACGAACCGUCCGCGUCAACGCCCCGGGCACGCCAUUCCUCGCCAAGCACGUCCAGUGCGACAGGUGCCACGCGGCGAUGCAGGCGCUGGCGGUGCGAAGCGUCGCGGUGUGUCCCGCGUGCGACGCGUCGGUCCCGCGCCACGUCAUGGCGAGGUACGCGCACGACUGGGACGGAGACCCGUCGAAAUUAACACAGCUGUGCCUCUUUUGCGACAAGCUCAACCAGCGAGUCGCGCGGGAAGCGGAGGAACGGUUCCGUCCCGGCGAUCGCGCCCGCGCCGCGUCCAGGGCGUGCAUCGAACCGUCGUGCGGGUACCUCGCCGUGGACGACGUCCCGUUCAUCGAGACGAUCCUGCACAGGAACGUCGCGAGUCGGUGGGAUCCGAUCACAAACGAAAACGUAUCCGUCGAAAAGGAGAGGCGCACUCGCGUGGGCGUCUACACCGUGCGUAAAUCAUCCAAGCCGGACGAAGGCGUGAGCGAUUCCCCGUUAAUUAACGACGUCGUCGCGCACGAGUGGGAGUUUACGCGGCAGGGGUACGCGCACGGUUUGAGGGGCGACGCGCCGGAGACCGAACGCGGCUUCCUCGCCAUCGGCGAUCCGCCUCCGAUCGUCGACGAAACGUUUCCCCGAAUCGGCCAAACGCGCCUGACGCCCAACCUGAUGAAAAAGACGUACGCGGGGCGCAGGAAAGAGGUUCGGCCGCCCCGAAUCGUGGUGCAAUAG
Molecule: messenger RNA, 1248 nt
Organism: Micromonas commoda
Lineage: Eukaryota; Viridiplantae; Chlorophyta; Mamiellophyceae; Mamiellales; Mamiellaceae
Exons: 1
Coding region: 1-1248 (415 amino acids)
Source: RefSeq, a predicted model, not a curated record